AUGUUACAGUUAAUAUUAGUGUUUAGUGUGUUUUUUGAUAAUGUGGUAACGCAAGAACUAUCAUUAACUGAAGAUAUUAAAGCACUAAGCGAAUUACCUUUAGAAAAAUUAUUAAAUAUAAAAAAAAGUUUUGAGUUUGAUGAAGAGGAUGUGUCUGAACCAGUAGUUAAUUCGACAACAGGAAUUCCGCAAGCUUUGCCACUUCAGUCGAAGAAAAUCUCCAAAGAAAGUCAAGUUUACCACUACGACGACUCAUCAUCAAAGGACAAGUCGUCAAGCAUCCAAAGCAUUUUUCAAAUAUCAGUGACGACCCUGGCUUUUUUGGCUUUCGGUGGAUACUUAAUAUGUCUUCUAGUGCAAGCCGUUAAAGGAAAGAAUAACAACUAUCAAACGACAGCAACUCAAAUCAUGUCCGCCAUUAUAAGUCAGCAAAUCAGGAGAAAGAGACCUACUAGUGCUCCAUAUAGGAGGAAAACAACGACGAGUUACAGUUACUGGAAAAGAAGACCACGGCCCAAGAGAGAAAUUUUGACGGAUUUAGAUGUGGAUAGUAUGUACUAUUCGCUUAUUAAUUUAUCUGAAGGGUACACCAGAUAUCAUACUGAGGAUUAUUUGAGAUAUAACUUUUCAUCU
Anoplophora glabripennis (Asian longhorned beetle) is the source of this 633-nucleotide messenger RNA. RefSeq lists its product as uncharacterized. The transcript is spliced from 2 exons. The record is from RefSeq and is a predicted model, not a curated record. The annotation marks the transcript as partial. NCBI's taxonomy places the organism in Eukaryota, Metazoa, Arthropoda, Insecta, Coleoptera, Cerambycidae.